GUAGGGUUUUAAACAACAUUUUCCUAAACCCCAAUAGCAUUAAAAACAUAAAAAGAAAUUCCCAAAUCCCAUAAUCUCUCCAUCUCUUUAGGCCUUAAUGCUGUGAGCUGGUAAACCUUGUUAUCAUCAUGCAUGCUAUAAAAGGUGGAUGGGUUGGGCAAACUUUUGCCCUAGCUAAGUGCAAUGAGCCCGGAGGGAAGAAGUCUCGGGUUCGUCGUUCAAAGGAGGAAAGGAAGGCAAUGGUUGAGUCUUUUAUAAAGAAGUAUCAAGAAUCGAACAGUGGGAAUUUUCCAUCUCUUAACCUUACCCAUAAGGAAGUUGGUGGGUCUUUCUACACAGUACGGGAGAUUGUACGAGAGAUAAUUCAGGAAAAUAGAGUGUUGGGUCCUGCAAAGUUGACUGAAGGGGAGCAGAGCACCGAUCUGUUCUUGCAACAAAAUCCACUGGGAUCCAUUUCAACUGCACCCGCAACUCUGUUGUCCAUCCAACCAAAUGGAGGUUCUUUUGUUCCCAGUCAUCGUGAGGAUGCUAGAGAUGAAUCAGUUUUUUCAGUUACUGAUGAGCUUUCUAUGGGAUCUGAAUAUAAAAUUGACAGCGAGCAGAUUAUUAAUGAGGAUCUUGUAGAUGUAACCUGUGGAACAGAUAAAGUGGCAAUGGUAGAGGUGCAAGUAAUUGAACCUCUGGAAAGUGAUAAAAGUGAAAAGGAAAUGGAAGCAUCCACAACUGAAGUCACUCAAAUAACUGCAGAUGUAGUAGUAGAGACAUUUCCAUUGCGACCUGUUGCUAAACCGACUGGCACCAUUGAUGGAAUGUGUAGUGAUGUUGGGAAAUUAAAUGAAAACUUGGAUCAAACGGAAAACGGGAAGGUGAAUGUGAAUCAAGAAAAUGGUAGUUUUAAGUUGUAUGGUAUGAAUUCCUCUGAGGUUUCUGUUUUGACUGAUGAGAAUGAAGCGGAAAACAAUGAAGAUGUGUUGUUGGAAAAAAACUCCGAUUUAGCAGAUAAGAAAGUGGUAAAAUUCAUAUCAGAUCCAUUAUUGGAAAGCUGGGAUUGCUCUACUGGGGGAACUGCCAUUGACGAUACUCUCAACGGUGCUGCAUUAGAGGUCUCUUGUGAUGAUAUUUUAACUUCUGAAACAAAUGAACAAAGCCAAGCAAUUGUUGGAGAGGCAAUAUAUGUUCCAAAUGGCAUCCACCCGAAAGCUCAUGUCACUUGCAAGCCAAUGUUGGAGGGCGAUGUUACUGCUGAAGGUAACGUUGAAGUGCAGAAUGCCAACUCGAAGAAAGGAUGCAAUAAAACAUUAGACAGAAUUAAUCUUGAAUCAUGGGAAGGGACAUCAAAAGGUGCUGCGGAAUCCGAAACUAACCCCCUUUUGGCUAUUUUCAAAUCUUUAGUUGCCGCCUUCGUGAAAUUCUGGUCCGAGUAACAGUUUUUGGAGAGAGAUACGAACUUUAUUAGUGAAAUAUACAGAACUAUAGAGCAUUUGUGGUUGUUUUCCUGGUGUGGUAUGGUUAUAGUUAGCGAGAGCAAUGUUCCUUGUGUCGGUCGGCUCGAGUUGAAUGUUAGAAUGGGAUGAACUUGUUUUGUGACGAACAUAAUUAGCUAUAUGUAUUAGAGAGUUUUGAUG
Hibiscus syriacus is the source of this 1625-nucleotide messenger RNA. RefSeq lists its product as uncharacterized. Lineage: Eukaryota; Viridiplantae; Streptophyta; Magnoliopsida; Malvales; Malvaceae. The record is from RefSeq and is a predicted model, not a curated record. Bases 129 to 1424 code for a protein of 431 amino acids. The transcript has 5 exons.